This is a messenger RNA of Argiope bruennichi, 8160 nucleotides long. RefSeq lists its product as uncharacterized. NCBI's taxonomy places the organism in Eukaryota, Metazoa, Arthropoda, Arachnida, Araneae, Araneidae. The record is from RefSeq and is a predicted model, not a curated record. The transcript has 28 exons. Gene Ontology annotation, biological process: lipid transport. Bases 1 to 8073 code for a protein of 2690 amino acids. Gene Ontology annotation, molecular function: lipid carrier activity.
AUGGGGCUGAGACUUUUAGCACUAGCGUGUUUGGCGGGAGCUGCAUUUGCUGCAUCCAAUCCAAAGUUUGAUUGGAAGGUCGGAGAAGCAUACGCUUAUCAUUUCCAAUCGGAAAAUAAUGUAACUUACACUGGCAGCCAAACACAGAAAUCAUCUGUUGAGGGCACAUUGGAAUACCAUAUAAUUUCUCCUUGCCAACAUGUUCUCAAAAUGAGAAACAUCAGACUCAAUCAGAAACUGACUUCAGAAGAAAAGGAAGACCUGAAGAAGAAACUUGAAAUUCCAUUACCGUUUGCCAUAAACGACCAGGAGGUACAACACAUAUGUCCAGGUUCGGAAGAGAACACACAGUCUCUUAAUAUAAAAAAGGCCAUGAUAUCUUCUUUUAUUAAUUCCAUGUCCAGAUUAGAUACUCCAGAAGAAGUUGAGACGCACGAUAGCUUGGGAAGCUGUAAAACAAAAUAUACCCCUUCAUAUGAUCAGGGGUUGGUUAUAACGAAAGAAAAAGAUUUGAAAUCUUGCACCAACAGACAUACACUUCAUACACCUCUCCUCACAACAAAAUUUCCUUCUUCUUUAAUAUUCGAAAAUGAUCGCUUAGUUUGCAAACAAUACAUUGGAGACAAAAUUCUAAAGAGAGUCGAAUGCAAUGAAACGGAGAGAAUGAAGCCGCCAAUGAAAGAAAAAAGCAGUUGGAUUGAAUUUUCAAGCAAUCUUGAAAUAACAUUUCUAGAAAGGAAAUCCGCAGAGCUAUUUCAGACUAGUGAAGAUAGUACACAGGAAGAACUUUUAUUCGGUAUUGAAGAGACAAGGAAAGGGGACAGCCACGGGAAAGAUGUAGAGAAUAUUUUGGUAAAACUCUGUUCUAAGAACAUUCGUGUAGUUGACGUCAGUGUUAGUAGUGAUUUUAUAAGACUUGGCCAACUGGCAAAGAGUUUGUCGUACAAAGAAUUUGAUAGAAUCUACGAAUCUCUUAAGAAUGGAAAAAUAUGCUCUUCGAAGAAGGUUAAGGAUCUUUUCGUUGACACUUUACCUAUGACUGGGACUAACGAUGCCGUGAAAUUUAUGGUAAAACUGAUUGAAAACCAGGAAAUAACAGGAAUAAAAGCAAAAUUGUGGCCGGCUUCUUUUGCUUUGAUUCGAAAACCUACGAAAGAAAUGGUGUCUUCUGUUAUUCCUCUUGUUAAAAGGGACUCUUCAUCACCUGUGAUUCUUGGAGUUUCCGCUAUGAUACACCGAAUUUGUUCUGCAGAAGACUGUAAAAGAGUAAGCUCUGUGAAUCAAGUCGUCUCAGUAUUUAACGAACACAUAGGUGAGAAUUGCUCAUCUGACGAUGAUGAUAAGGUACUGUCAGCUCUUAAAGCCUUCGGAAACAUGGGAUACCAUGGUAAAGCUCGUAGAAACAUCAUUGCAUGUGCACAAGACAAUUCUAAGUCUAUCAGGUUGAGACUGGCUGCUAUAGAUGCAUUCAGAAGAAUAGAUGAGAAAAGACCCGAUGAAUUUAUUACGAUGUAUUCAAAUAAAAAUGAAGAUUAUGAAGUUAGGAUUGCUGUCUUUGCCAGUGUAUUUGCACAUGCUGAUCAUGAACAGUUUCAAAAAAUCAAAGAAACAGUUGACAGUGAGAGCAAUCCUCAAGUGGGUGCGUACGUAUCAUCAUGCAUUACAAACCUGAAAAAGACCACGAAACCAACCAAGCAGAAAGUAAAAAAAUUGUUCCAGAACUUUGAUAUUCAGCCGCCAAAAUUUAAAUAUUGGGAAAAUUCCAAGAACAUUGAAGUAGCUGGUUUCAGCAAAAUUUUGAAAGUUGGUGGAGGAAUUGAAGCUGACAUCAUUCAUUCUCCUGACUCUAAAAUCCCACGAUCUGUUUCUACUCGUUUCGAUAUAGAUGUAUUUGAUAACCAUGUUAAUUUGUUAGAAUUUGGCAUCAGAGCGGAAGGCAUUGAAAAACUGGUUGCUAAGAUUAUUGGUUCUAAGGAUUCCCUACCUAAGGAAUCAUCCUGGGAUCUUUUUAGUCCAAAACGACUUACUGGAGACACAGAUGCUGAAGUAUCAGGUUUUUUCCGGAUCUUGAAUACUGAAAUCCUUGAUAUGUCGGCGUCCGAUUUAUCAGGAAUAGGGGAAAUGAUUAGAAUUGCUGAUAUGAUGAACUCGAUGGCACAAGAUAAAAGCGCAGAUUUCUCUCACAGCUUCAUCUUCAUGAAUUCUAAGCUUGUCAUUCCAAGCGUUACUGGACGAUCUUACUCCAUCGAUUUCACAGGAAGUUCGACUGUAGGAGUCACAGCUAAAAGCAAGGCUGAUAUCUGGUCACUUCCACGAAAUGCUGAUGUCCAUCUCCAUUUUCAGCCCAGUGUAAAUGUGGAAAUCUCUACAACAGUUGGAAUACAAUCCAGCAAACAAAGACCAGAUAUUAAGCUUUUAACUCGUAUGCACAUGGAGUCAGAUAUGGAAGCCAAGCUCCAUGUCAAAGAUGGGCAUGUUGCCAUAGCAAGCUUGUCACUGCCCUCUGAGAACAUAAUGAUGGGCAAGAUAAGUACUGAUGUAUUAAAUGUCGACGAGGACCACAAUGAAAAGCGAAUUUAUGAUAAAAUUCAAACGAAAGUUGAUCACUGCAUCACGAAGUUACACAAACCACUUGGUAUCACUGCGUGUGCCAAACUUGAAGUUCCUAAACCCUUGAUGACCAAUUCAUUCCCUUAUGUUUUACCCUUUGCAAAUGGUGAAUUUGCGGUAAAGAAAUCCGAUAAUAGUUUCAAUUCGUACGUCAUGCAUCUUGAGAUUCCAAAGCAUCGUGGUUCUCAAAUGAAAUAUAAAGCCUCUUUGGAUACACCAGGAUCAAAAAUUUCAAGACGAUUUGCAGCUGAUUUAGACUUAAGACAUCAUGCAGAUCAUAGGCAAUUUUCGAUUGAGCUUACAACUCCUUUUAUAACUGCAGGAGCAAGUGGUUCGUUUACAAAAAAUGACAAAUUAAUCCAGGGAACACUGGAGCUUCAUAGCGAUUCAAAACAAGUAAUUUCGACGAAUCUUACUACCGAGCUAAUCUCUUCAUCCAGAUCCAGAAAAAUCUAUCAAAUUUCUGCCGUUGCAUCUUACCGUGACCUUGAACCUGUAAAGAUUGAUGGAUCCCUUACUUUUAUUAAGGGAAGAAAGCAUCACUUGGGUUUUGAUUUCAAAAUGAACAAACCAAAUUCCAAACCGAUAGCAUUAAAAGGUACUAUUAUGAAAGAAGGCAACAUGGAGCUUUCAUCAAAAAGUGAAUGGAAGUUAAGCACUGAAGCGUCUUUUAAUUCUCCUAUUGGUGAUAUGAAAAUUAGUAGUACAGUAGAUAAAAGGUCUAAACAACUUCAAGCUAUGUCUGUAAAUCUUGGAAUGGAUUAUAAGAUGAUUGGAGGAAAAGAAUAUUCUGCUUCAUUGGUUGGAACAUCACAAAUGAGUUCUAGAAAAAUUAAUACAAAUGUUAAAUUGGAGACGACUCAGUAUCCUGAAGUAAACUGGUAUUUGAAUUGGGACAUGCAAAGAGAAUCAACAGAUAGUAUAAAAAAUAAUCUUACUUUAAAAUAUGGACAAAAUCCAGAGAAAAAUUAUAUCAAUUUAAAACAGGUGUCUCGUUUACCUCCUUCGGGUCGUGGAGAAAACAUGGCUGCCAUAGAAAUUCCCCAACUCAACGUCAACUAUGAAGUAUCAGUAAAGCAUAAUUUAGAAAUGGGGGCCACUCCGAGAUUUCAAGUUGAUGCUGAUCUUCUCUAUAAUCAAGAUAAACGUGUAAAAGGUCUUAUUGACUUGAAAUAUCAAUCCAAAGCUCCUUUGAAAGCAUCAGGAAAAUUUGAAUUGAAACAUGCUGGAGGACAUUAUAUUUAUGAGGAUGAAAUUGUAGAAAGGAGCGAUAAUGUAAUAGAAGGUAAAUCGAGAUUUCAAUAUGAAGAGGGAAAAGUAAUUCAGUUGAAGUAUAACUAUAAGAGGUUAAGUGAUGACUCUAAAUUGCAUCACGAGAUUGAGAGUUCUCUUCAAACUCCUUCAUCACCAAGUCCACUAAGAAGUAACGCUCGUUUUAAACUGGACAGUGAUUCUUUGACUUUAGAAGGAAAUAUUGGAUCUAAAUAUCUUUUACAAGCUCAUUUGAAUCAAAGUGAGACGGAUCUUCAUGUGAAACAUCCUUCCAUAGAAGGAAUGUUUAAGAUAAACAACGGGUUAUUGGUGAAAAAUUUAAGCUUAGAUCUGAGAUUAAAAUCCAAAAAUCCACGACAUAUAAAAGCUUCAUUAAUAACAGAGAUGUCAGAAAAUAAAAAAGGAUUUCAUUUCGUGAUCAUACCGGACGUGGACCAUGAUAACGAAUCGAAAAUAUUGGCAUAUACAGAAGUAGAAAUCUCGAAGACACCUAGAGGUGAUACUUACAAAAGCUCAUCUAAACUGAAAAUAUUUAAAUUUGUCAAUAUUUCUCUUUCUGAAUCAGGAGAUCUUUCAGUCAUUGGUGAUCAAGAAUUAACCUUAGAAUACAGUUCGGUAGAUACUAACCCCGUUAAAAUUCAAUUUAAAAGUAAAACUGGUAAUGAAACAGCAGCAUCUUUAAUCUUGGUUUCCAUAAAUAAUUUUGAAUUUGCUAAGAUGCAAUUAGAUGCUGGUUGGAAAGAGGAACCUAAUAAACGUGAACUUUUAGUUAAUGGUUCUCUUACUUCACCAAGUCACUCUUUUCAACCCAUAGAUGUUCAUCUAGCUCAAAGAGUAACUCGAUAUAGACAUUCAACUAUCAUAAAAUCACUUUUCAAUUUGAAGAUUCGGGAAAAUAUUUAUAAAGCUGAAUGGAAUUCUGAUUUGCAACCUAAUGGCAUUGAAUUAAAAGCUGCAGUGCAAACUCCACACGAAAAUUAUGAGAAACAAGCUUUUGGUAUCUCUGUUCAACGUUCUGGUUACGGAAUAUUAUCGUCAAUGAAUAUUGAAAUUCCAAAUAAUAAAGGAAUUUUUAUUGCAACGGAAAUAAUAAAGAAGAAUGAUGAAUUAAGUGCCACUUGUAAAAUAAGUACACCCAUUAAAGAGAUAAGAGAUAUCCAGCUUAAACUAACUGUAGACAAUCAUAGAAGCAAGAAAUCUCUCAAAUCAUACAUAGAUGUCAACAGCAAAAGAAUUUCCGAAAUUCAGGCAAAUAUAAAGUCAUCCUCACAGGAAACUGAAGCUGAAGGAAGCAUUAAGAUCAUUAAUCUUCCUAAUAUUAAAUUCCAAGAAUUCCAUAUAAAGUUUCGAAGUACGAAAAGCUCUGCUUCAGUAUCAGGAAGUGCUCAUGUAGCAGGAAAAAACGGAUUCUUAUUUUCUUCGGAGAUUAAAAAAGAAGAUAAUAUUAUGUCUGCCACCACAAUGAUUUCUUCACCUUACAAAAAUUUGAAAGAUGCCAAAAUAUAUAUUUCAAUCGAUAAUCAAUCAGCUAAGAGGAAUGUGGUAUGUUAUAUUGAUGCCAAUGGUGAACGAAAGGGUGAGGUAGAAUUAAGUAUUACUUCUUCGAAUCAAAUUAUUGAAAUAAAAGGUCGCGUAAAAAGUAUUCGCAUUCCCGAAAUAUCAGCGAACGUAAAAUAUGAAAAAACUGGAGAAUCCUUUGCGAUUUUUACCAAUAUUGUUAAAGAUAAAUCUCCUUUAUUUUCCACAAGUUUCAACAGGUUCUCACAUUCCGGUAGCGAAAAACUUCUAAUGAAAGCCACGAGCUUUGAAAAAAUAAUUCUUGAUUUAGAAGUUUCAAAAGACGAGUCUAGGGAUGACUCGAAAAAACUCAGUUUCAAGGUCAGUGGAGAAUUCCCUGCUGUAUCUGUGACAUUAUCAAGGAAUUAUAAUGAUCCUACAUCCAUGAGUACCGAAUUAAGCGCUUGCCAAGAAGGUCACCAAAUGAAAUGCUACAUGUUGAAAUCCUACCAAAAAAAUGUGCUUAAUUCUGAUAAUAACAGAUUUUAUCAAAAACUCACAAUGGACUUGGAAAAAUCUGUUGGUGGAUCUUAUGCUGAAGCAAUAGGGAGUUUACAGAUAGUUGUAAAUCAAGAUAAAUAUGAUUCUGGAUCAAAGCUCAUUUUUCAAUCUAAAGAUAAAAAGUUAGGAUAUGAAAUGAAGUUGCACAAAAGACAACAUCAAGAUGAUCACCACUCUUUUGAUACAUAUAUUUUCCUACCUCAACGCACCUCUAGAUUCACUGCAUCUUUCCUGCAAAACAGCCAUCAAAUGAGGUUGGAAUUCGGUGCUGUCCCAAACACAGAAGACCCUAAUAGUAAAUUCGGUUUUGAUAUGAGAAAAGAAGUUAAACCUGAGUCAAAAGAUAUUUCUGGGUACAUAAAAAUGGACCAUCCUACCCGAUCUGAACCCUUCUUAUUUACUUAUAAACUCGAACAAGUUGAUAAAACAUUUGUCAAAGGAAAGAUGCUGCUACAUUACAGUACAACUUAUGGAAAAACUUUGAUUUUCGAAAUAGAUCCUAAUUUAGUGCAGGAAACAUAUGGAAUAAGGUCAAUGGUUUAUAAGCUGUACACACAAGAUAAAAGUUUGGAUGCGCACUUAAAAUUGAUCAAGCAAAAUUCUAAGCAGGAAGACAAAAUUGGGUAUGAAUGGAAAUACAUCUCAGGUGGUGAUGAAAAAAUGGGUGGAGCUAUAGCUACUCUUUACGACAAAAAGGCUGGGAAACCAAAAAGCUUAAAGAUUCAGUAUUAUAGUCCUUCCACGGAUUAUGAAGUCCUAGGAAGCAUCGCUCAAGCUCCAGAAGACGCCAGCGUCAGUCUUGUUUCACGUGGCCAAAAAAUGAAAGAGCUUCGCAUUAAAACCUCUGAUUCAUGUCUGAACAUCGAAAUAAACCACUCAGGUCCUAUUAUGAAUGGUUCGCUCUGCGUUAAUAAGCGAGAAGGAGAUACAGUACAUUUGGUAAAAGCUGAUGUUUACUGUCGCCGACAAAAGUGCUUAGAUGCCCGCUUAUACCUGGACCCUCAGAAACCAGAAUUUGUGUCUAUGGCUCUGAAAUGGGAAAAACAAAAUAUCCUCAGAUCUUUGAGGAAAACGACAGGUUAUGACGAUAUUUUCCAAGACUCUACCUUUACAAAGAUUGUUCAAGAAUUGAAGCAUAAAAUCGUUCAGACUAAAAGAGACAUUUUAUCAUCCUUUCACGAAAAGUUAAGGAGGGGAAUAAACAAAAUUGAGGAAAUUAAGGAAGAAAUUAUCAGGAAAGUGAAACGAAUAUCCAGAUGGCAGUUUGAAGUGAUCGAUGAGCAUAUGCAAUCAUACACUGAUUUUGUAAAAUCCUUUUUCAGAUAUAUAGUUGAGUUAUUACCUUUAGACUAUAUUAAAGAGCAAGUUAUAGGACCUCUUCGUGAAGCCCUUAUGUGCUUUUAUCAGGAAUAUACGAAGUUAAUUUGGGAACACAUUCCUCAAUUCCUCAAGCUGAUUGCAGAUGUCACCAGAUCACAGUUUGAACAUUGCCUGAAAAAGUACUGCAUUGAAGGAACAUUUUGCAAUGAUUUCCUUCACAACUACGAUCAACAUGGUAUACAGGCAGCUCAAGAUGUCGUUCAGAGACGAAUUUCUAAAGUUCUUGAAUAUUUGAAAUCGCACCUCCCACCAAUAUCUCUUGUCGAAUUUAUCAGAAUCAUUCACUCUGAAGUUGCUCGUAGAAGAAAGGAAAUCGAAUCAAUGUUUGGAAAAUUUAUUGGUGACAAGAUAAUUUCAAGAAUCGGAGACUAUGGUAAAAGAAUAGAAAUGAGACUGCGUCAGAAACUUAUUGAUGAUAUGGACAAAAUUAUCAACUUCAUAAAUCAAAUAUUCACUGACGAUGAAGAUUUCAAGAUGGCUAAAUCUUUAGCAACAAAAGCAAAGAAGAAGCUAACGGAUAUGUGGAAGAAUAGAGAGGAAAUCGCCGAAAGUUCCUUACAAUCAGUAAAGGAAGAUAUCAAAGAAAAUGCUAAGAAGUUGAUUCAAGCACAUGUUCAAGUUCAGAAAUUCGACACAAAAGCAGGAGAGGUGCAGUUUAGUUUCCGUCAACCGUUAGGAGCCGUUGAAGUUGAAAUAUUGAAAAAUGAACUACGAGCGAUCAAUCGUCAGCUCGAAGAAUACUUGAGAAAUUAAGAUAAGAGAGAAAAAUGCAAAUAUCUGAAUUUCAUACUACUUCGUAAAAAAAGCGUAGACUUCUCUGAGCUCUUUGACCAAAUUAUC